GAAUGUGGAUUAAAAUUUUUGGUGGUCCUCUCAUUUUGAACGUAGUUUUCAGAGCUGUAUUAUAUUUUAAGAAAUAUUAAUGCUUAAUGUGUUUUUGCUCAAUAUGAGCGAUGUUUUCUCGAGAUCAACAUAACCUCAAUAUGGUUUGAAAUUUUGAAUACAUCGGCAAUGAAAUAGUUUAAUAGCUUAGCAAAAUAAAAAAUUCAGUAUUUUCUACGACCACUACUUGUAUUAUUUUGGUUUUUCAAAAAGCACAGUAACAAACGAAUAAUAAAACAUGUCAGCUUAUCAAAGUUUGGAAAACGUAUUAUUGGUUCAAACUCAGAAACUUCAAGACCUUGAGACAGCUACAGAUAUAGUGAGAAACAAAAAUGCCAUACACGAAGAGCUUCUCAAUGCUUACUCAGAAGUAGUCUGUGUUAGCAAAGGGAUUCAAGAUUUAAAAGAAGAAAUAAAGCUGAUGAAACUUGAAAAUGAUGGCUGCGAGAAGCUGUCAAUUGCACUAAAAAAAUUAGAACGUCAAAUUCAACACAUGGGAGAAAAUAUCCCUGCAAAGAUAAAAGAGUAUGUGAACUCUGAACUUCCUGUAAAGACUAAAAGCCUGCCAAAAAGUAAAGAAAAGUUUCAAGUUUCUCCAACCAAAACCGUUGAACGUAAUCUUAGCGCUACCAAUGGGAAUCAUUCGAUAACUAACAUGAAAAACUGCAAAAAAGUUUUAUUUAACGAACCAGAUGUGCCUCAGAUACGGUCCAUCACACAGGAAGAAUUCGUCAAAAUACCAAAGUACAUAAUAACAAGACAGACUCUUGAAGCACUUAACAGUCUAGUGUCGAGUAUUAAUCAAAUCAUUAAAAGUAAAUAUUUACUUCUGGCUAUGGGCAAGAGUGGAAAAAAAAAGGCUGAAGUAGAUUUAUUCGUACAGCACAAAAUGGAACAGGAUAGUCUUGGCGCAGAUAAAGAGAAAUCUUACUUUUUCACGGCAGCAGAUUAUGAGAGGACUUUUAAAACUAAGCUUGAUAAGUCAAAAUUAAAUUUACUUGUAGCUCUACGACACUGUAAGAAAUUGGAGGAAACAAGAAGAGGAAAAACUAUAUUCUAUUCUCUGGUUGUAUCUAAUGAUUGACAAAAUAUCAACAAUACCCAUGAUUGUAUACAUUAAACAAUUUUGAUACAAACUGUAGUUUCAAGCGUAGUUUGAAUG
This is a messenger RNA of Copidosoma floridanum, 1201 nucleotides long. Its product is annotated as SKA complex subunit 1. Lineage: Eukaryota; Metazoa; Arthropoda; Insecta; Hymenoptera; Encyrtidae. Gene Ontology annotation, molecular function: microtubule binding. Gene Ontology annotation, biological process: mitotic cell cycle; cell division; regulation of microtubule polymerization or depolymerization. The record is from RefSeq and is a predicted model, not a curated record. Gene Ontology annotation, cellular component: mitotic spindle; spindle microtubule; outer kinetochore.